Molecule: messenger RNA, 1188 nt
Organism: Symbiodinium natans
Lineage: Eukaryota; Dinophyceae; Suessiales; Symbiodiniaceae
Source: the annotation of a GenBank genome assembly
AUGAGUUCUUGCACCAGUACUCGCCGUACCACAAUUUGUCCGACGACAAGACUUACCCACCGGCGCUAUUCGUCACAUCUACAAAGGACGACCGUGUCCACCCAGGAGCAAACCUUCUACUAUGAAAACAUCGAGGGAGGUCAUGGCGGCGCAGCUGACAACAAGCAGCGAGCAUUCAUGCAGGUAUGCAUUCUUAUGGAAGACGUUGUCACCCAGUCAGCGGCCGGAGACGAUACCAUGAGUCGCGGCGUGCCUGUUUUGAGCGACUGCGAGGAGGAAGAUGCGGACGACCUCAGCACCAGAUUGCCGUCUACGGUCCACACAUCCACACGCAGCAUCCAAGCAUCUUUGGAAGAGGGCUAUGACAUGAAGGAAGUCCUCGGGGAGGGCAAGUUCGGAAAAGUGCACAAGGUGGUCCGCAAAGGCAGCAAAGAGCGCUUCGCUGUGAAGGUGAUGCAGAGAGCCGACAGCCUCGGGGAGCUCAAAGCGCUCGCGGACUUGGAGCAUCCACACAUCGUGCGGCUCCAUGAGGCUCGGGAGCACGAGGGGCAUGCCUACUUGGUGAUGGAGCUUUGCAAAGGUGGUACUUUGAUAGAGUGGAUUGGCAGCCGCUUCGAGAAGCACAUGGGCAAGGAGAUCUACAUGCACCCGUCCACGAAGCAAGUCGGGCGAUGCUUGUGGCAAGUUCUGGAUGCCAUACAGUACCUCCACAGCUACAACAUCGUCCACCGUGAUGUCAAGCCUCCGAAUCUUCUACUUGCCCAGGGUGGCUCGAACUUGCAGCUGAAGUUGGCGGACUUCAACUUGGCCACAGAGCUCCAAGGGGAGGUUUUGACGGCACGUUGUGGCACCCCCGGCUUCAUGGCGCCAGAGGUGGUCGAGUGUCACUACACCGAGCUCUGCGACGUCUGGAGUGCCGGGGUUGUGUUCUACCAGGUUGUGACAGGAGAGCGACUUUGGAGGCAGGCUGACGCAGAGGCGCACUACGAGCAGCUUCUGGCCGAGACCCCCCUGAAACUGGAGAGCACCGCUGCUUGGAGCAACCACGCCCAAGGCGCGCUCGACCUGUGCCAAGAGCUACUUCGCUUGGAGUCGCAAGGGCGGCCCACAGCAUCAGCCGCCAUGGGGAACCCCUGGCUGCAGAAGCAUGCGAAUUUUGCCGAACAAGGGUGCUGCGCGAUCAGCUAA